AUGAGAGGAUUCGAUAUGGAAAAAUUCAACUUUGUUAGAGAUGGAAUGAUCAGAUUGCCUCCUGGUUUUCGUUUCCAGCCAACUGAUGAAGAGCUUGUCUUUCAGUACCUUCAACGCAAAAUCCUUUCAUCUCCAUUGCCUGCUUCAGUCAUUCCUGAGGUCAAUGUCUGCAAGUAUGAUCCCUGGGAAUUGCCAGAAAUCUUCGCAUCAAUUGGACAAAUGGGUUACGAGAUUGUUUUUGAUUCAUUUUCAUCUUCUUCAUCUUCGUAUUCGAGCUCUAGCAGUAUCCCUGAGAUCUCUUCAAAUGAAGAAGAUCAUGAGCAAAGCAGUAGCCGCAAUUUCUUCUGA
This is a messenger RNA of Dovyalis caffra, 348 nucleotides long. NCBI's taxonomy places the organism in Eukaryota, Viridiplantae, Streptophyta, Magnoliopsida, Malpighiales, Salicaceae. The record is from the annotation of a GenBank genome assembly.